Messenger RNA from Laetiporus sulphureus 93-53, 1614 nucleotides. RefSeq lists its product as uncharacterized. NCBI's taxonomy places the organism in Eukaryota, Fungi, Basidiomycota, Agaricomycetes, Polyporales, Laetiporaceae. The record is from RefSeq and is a predicted model, not a curated record. The transcript has 5 exons. The coding region runs from base 213 to 1409 and encodes 398 amino acids.
CGAGGCAGACGGGCGAUGCAGAUAUCAACAACUACCUAUAGGGGGGGAGCCGAGUGACGCCAGGGCAUGCAUGAGCAGUGAGGCAGGCGAACGCAGCAGAUCAACCGAGUUACAUGAAUUGCAUCCUCACCUUCCGCCGGCAGCCAGCGGGCGCCUAUGUGUCAGACUCACUGCCCGCAUCUAAUUGACUCCUGAAGCCAUAACUUGGGAGCAUGGCCGCCGAUUUGCAUUUCCUUGCAAUACCCGUCGAGAUCCGUCUCGCAAUCUAUGAUCACUACUUGACAGAGCAUCAGCGAGUCUCACAGACCCGUCAACCGUCAAACCAGCAUCUGGGAUUGCUCCACACGUGCAGACAAAUAUAUCACGAAGCUGGGCCGCUAUUUCAGGGAUAUGUUUCGCUGAGAAAUGAGUGGCAGAUCAAAGCAUUUCUCCAGCAUGCGGACAGCCUCCUUAAAGCCCAAGUAUACUGGGCUGACGUGGCCAAUGACGGCCGUGUUCUCUCUACCGGUGGAAGCGCGCAAGCCGCAUUGCCGUUAUCUGUGCUCUACCUCGCACUCCGUCGCAUGACAUCCCUCAGACGCCUUCGGGUAUUCCAGUGCCGCCAGGGGCUACCUGUGGACCUGGACAAAGUGGCUAAAACCCGUCUUGCUAUAAGAUUUGAGUACGCAAUGGUCCUGUCAGAAAGUCUCAAACAAUUAUCCGCGUACGAGCUCUUUUUGGACCAGGAGACAAGGAUCUAUCCGUUCGAGACUGUUACCGCAGAUCGUAUCAACAGGCUACGGUUGUCAGGCGAAUGUCAUCUUCCAGCCUCACUAUCCACACCAGCUCUCCGCCACAUCACGCUACAUGGGGUCACCGGAAACUAUUUCGACCAGCACAACCUCACAGACUGUUUCACAGGAGCUGCCCUCGAAUCAUUUUCCUACGGACUCGCGCACCGGCUUGGCUUCGAGAUCCGGAAUCGUCAUGUCGAAUCGCUGGUUGGCCUCUCCGGUGGCCGGCUGCGCAAGCUAGUCUUACUCAGCUGCAGUCGCCUCACAAGCACUGCCAUCGCCACAUGCCUGGAAGGCUUGCCCCUUUUGGAGCACUUUGCCCUGAGCCUCGUCACGGUGGACGAGCUUCGGACAAACUUCGUUUUGUCGCUGCACCCCACGGUCGCCAUAGUCAAGCUUCAGGUCGUAAAUGCCUGGUAUGCCAUACCCAUGGAGGCAGAGGAGCAGGCACUGUGUGACGCCCUUGAAUCUACUGUGAUGAAACGAAAGCCGCCGCCCCGAGAAAUUUGGGUUAGCUUCAGGAACAAAGUGAUGUCCGAGAACGGUCGCGAGAAAAGAUGGAAGGCCAUUGCUGAGAUUCAUCGGUUUAAACUAAACAUUGGACCUUGGGAGGAUGUUAACAUGAAGGAAUUGUAACCCCGAAUCAGACUUCAGAGCGAUACCUGGGAUAUAGGCGCUACGAUCUGGAUUACAAUUUAUCGCAGAUGGUCCGUAAACGUUACAUGGUAAAUGGUAGCAACUGUGUAACAUAGUAUAUGACGAAGGUCCGGACAGUACAAGGAUAUGAUGCGGGUAACGUAUGCUAACGCAAAGUCCAAAGUCCUCGCAGGAAUGAGUCGCA